Messenger RNA from Salvelinus fontinalis (brook trout), 6999 nucleotides. RefSeq names its product potassium sodium-activated channel subfamily T member 1b (gene kcnt1b). Gene Ontology annotation, biological process: potassium ion transport. NCBI's taxonomy places the organism in Eukaryota, Metazoa, Chordata, Actinopteri, Salmoniformes, Salmonidae. Gene Ontology annotation, cellular component: membrane. Gene Ontology annotation, molecular function: intracellular sodium-activated potassium channel activity. The transcript has 34 exons. Bases 561 to 4325 code for a protein of 1254 amino acids. The record is from RefSeq and is a predicted model, not a curated record.
UGUGGGCAUGGAGCGUCGGUUGGGUGCUGUGAAUGGGCGUCUUACCAUCGUUCCACAUGCAAUACCCUGCCCUUACAACAUGCACAGUGGACACAAAGCAUGGAUUAUGCUAUCCAAUUAGGACCACUGAGGCUGAUGCUGUCACUAGCCUGUAUCUGCUUUGAAAUGCGUUUGAUUGUUUUACAAAGAAAACAUGACAUUUUCUAACUUAAAAAAGAAACGUAAGUAGAAACAUUUCAACUUCAAGUUGUCUUUCAACAAGAACAACGGCCUUGUAAAAUAUAAAGAUAAAAAGGAAAAUACAGUCGGAGAUGUAGUGUCAGAAAUAUUUCUCAACGAGGACCAGAAAAUACUUCCACCUGGAUGCGUGGACCCUCUAUCAGGGGCUUCAGCGGCACGGACCCUUUCUAGUGUAGGCUAAUUUAAAUGUAUCCAUGAAGAAGACGGAGCUUUCAAUGCAACAUUUAAAUCGGAAGACAUCCGCCACCUCUGCGACUCGACCGGGGCUGCACGGACAAUGUGCAGCGGAUGUUUUAUCAUAAACAAGACGUGUGUUUACGAUGAUGAGACCACGGACACCGACAGAUCCAGAGGUGACUAUGAGCCCGCAACGUCGAUCCUCGAGUUCCAAUGGAGACAGGUCAUCGUCCACUGAGACCCUGCAGAAGAACAACAGCAGCAACACUGGAGUUAUUCUGGACAUCUCAGCCCUGAAGAUGGCGGAAGUGGAUUCUGAGGUCCCCCCUCUACGGCCCCGCUACCGCUUCAGGGACCUGCUGCUGGGGGACCAGUCAUUUCAGAAUGACGACAGGGUGCAGGUGGAGUUCUAUGUGAAUGAAAACACCUUCAAGGAGAGGCUCAAGCUGUUCUUCAUCAAAAACCAAAGGUCAAGCCUGAGGAUCCGUCUGUUUAACUUCUCCUUGAAGCUGUUGACGUGUGCCCUUUACGUCAUCAGAGUGGCUCUGGACGACCCUGAACAGGUCACUGGAGUAUGUGUCAACUGUCAGAAUAGAACAAGCACAGCCACAGCAGAAUCCACAGAAAUCACAGACAUCAACUGGGAGUUGAUUUUCUGGGUGAACAGAAGGGUUCCUGUUUGGGCGAUACAGGUGACCGUGGCCUUAAUCAGUUUCCUGGAGGCGAUGCUCCUCACAUAUCUCAGCUACAAAGGGAACAUCUGGGAGCAGAUGUUCCAGAUCUCCUUCAUCCUGGAGAUGAUUAAUACCGUGCCAUUUAUAAUUACUAUCUUCUGGCCUCCAUUGAGAAACAUCUUCAUCCCAGUGUUUCUCAACUGCUGGUUAGCCAAGUGUGCCCUGGAGAAUAUGAUUAACGAUCUCCAUCGUGCCAUCCAGAGGACCCACUCUGCCAUGUUCAACCAGGUCCUCAUACUUAUCUGCACCCUUCUCUGUCUGGUCUUCACUGGGGCGUGUGGUAUCCAGCAUCUAGAGAGGGCCGGAAAGAACCUGACUCUGUUCAACUCUCUGUAUUUCUGCAUCGUCACCUUCUCUACGGUGGGCUAUGGUGACGUCACACCUCAUAUCUGGCCUUCUCAGCUGCUGGUGGUCAUUCUCAUCUGUGUGGCCCUCGUGGUGCUCCCGCUACAGUUUGAGGAGUUGGCCUAUCUGUGGAUGGAGCGUCAGAAGUCAGGAGGAAACUAUAGCAGACACCGGGCCCAGACAGAGAAACAUGCGGUCCUGUGCGUCAGCUCUCUGAAGAUAGACUUGCUCAUGGACUUCCUCAACGAGUUCUACGCUCAUCCUAGAUUACAGGACUACUAUGUGGUGAUCCUGUGUCCUACAGAGAUGGACAUCCAGGUGCGUCGUAUCCUCCAGAUCCCCCUGUGGUCCCAGAGGGUCAUCUAUCUCCAGGGCUCAGCACUCAAAGACACAGACCUCAUGAGGGCCAAGAUGGAUGAUGCAGAAGCCUGUUUUAUCCUGAGCAGUAGGAACGAGGUGGACCGCACUGCUGCUGACCACCAGACCAUACUGAGAGCCUGGGCUGUCAAGGACUUUGCCCCAAACUGCCCCCUGUAUGUCCAGAUUCUCAAACCAGAGAACAAAUUCCAUGUAAAGUUUGCUGAUCAUGUGGUCUGUGAGGAGGAAUUCAAGUAUGCCAUGCUGGCCCUGAACUGUGUAUGUCCAGCCACAUCCACACUGGUCACGCUCCUGGUGCACACCUCCAGAGGACAGGAGGGCCAGCUGUCACCAGAGCAGUGGCAGAGGACGUAUGGACGUUGCUCUGGGAACGAGGUCUACCACAUCCGCCUGUGCGACAGCAAGUUCUUCGGGGAGUACGACGGGAAGAGUUUCACCUACGCCUCCUUCCACGCACACAAAAAGUAUGGUGUGUGUCUGAUCGGGGUGAAGAGGGAAGACAACAAGAGCAUCCUGCUGAACCCAGGUCCUCGCCACAUCAUGUCCGCCCCAGACACCUGCUACUACAUCAACAUCACCAAGGAAGAGAACUCUGCGUUCAUCUUCAAACAGGAGGAGAAAGACAAGAAGGGCCUGCCGGUGACCGGGCUGUAUGAUGCCCCCUCCAGGCUGCCUGUGCACAGCAUCAUCGCCAGCAUGGUUGAUCAGGCCACUUUUUAUGGGACGGUAGCCAUGGACCUCCAGAACCCAGCGGACCCCCCAGAGGAUUGCAGCAAACUGAGCCUGCCUACAGAGAACGGGGCUGGGAGUAGACGGCCCAGCAUUGCCCCCGUCCUGGAGAUAGCUGACUCCUCCUCCAUUUUGCCCUGCGACCUGCUCAGUGACCAAUCAGAAGACGAGACCAACCACUCAGACGAGGAGGGCUCGUCGGUGUCAGACUUUGUGAAAGGAUACCCGCCAAACUCCCCGUACAUUGGCAGCUCUCCAACCCUGUGCCAUCUCCUACCUCAGAAAGCCUCAUUCUGCUGCCUUCGGCUGGACAAGGGUUGCAGACACAACAGUUUUGAGGAUGCCAAGGCCUAUGGUUUUAAGAACAAGCUGAUCAUAGUAUCCGCGGAGACGGCAGGGAACGGCCUCUAUAACUUCAUCGUCCCUCUACGCGCUUACUACCGCCCCAGGAAAGAGCUCAACCCUAUUGUACUGCUACUAGACUACCCGCCUGACAACCACUUCCUAGAAGCCAUCUGCUGUUUCCCAAUGGUCUACUUCAUGGCCGGAACCAUAGAUAACCUGGACCAUCUGCUACAGUGUGGCAUCAUCUAUGCUGAUAACCUGGUGGUGGUGGACAAGGAGAGCACCAUGAGUGCUGAGGAGGACUAUAUGGCAGAUGCCAAGACUAUCGUCAACGUACAGACCAUGUUCAGGCUGUUCCCCAGUCUCAGUAUCAUCACCGAGCUGACCCACCCCUCCAACAUGAGGUUUAUGCAGUUCAGGGCUAAGGAUUGCUACUCCCUGGCUCUCUCCAAGCUAGAGAAGAUAGAGCGUGAUAAGGGUUCCAACCUGGCCUUCAUGUUCCGCCUGCCGUUCGCUGCAGGCAGAGUGUUCAGUAUCAGUAUGCUGGAUACGCUGCUCUACCAAUCAUUUGUAAAGGACUAUAUGAUUCCCAUAGCAAGACUUUUACUAGGCCUGGACACCACACCAGGGUCUGGUUACCUAUGUGCAAUGAAGGUGACAGAGGAGGACCUGUGGAUCAGGACGUAUGGCAGGUUAUUCCAAAAGCUGUGUUCUUCCAGCGCAGAGAUUCCAAUAGGCAUCUACCGUACAGAGUCACACAUGUUCUCCUCCACAGAGUCUCAAGUAUCCAUCAACGUAGAGAACACUGGUGGUGACGACCAGAGAAGCAAUCGUCGCGCGUCGUGGAAGGAGAAAACAGCUCAGCGGAACUCCACCGCCAGCGACCAAUCAGAACAUCCGUUGCUGAGGAAGAAGAGCCUCCAGUGGGCGCGGCGUCUGAGCCGUAAGAACACCAAGCCACCGAGUCGCACCGAGCGGAUCUCCCAGCAGCGCCUCAACCUGUACCGGCGCUCCGAGAGACAGGAGCUGUCUGAGCUGGUCAAGAACCGCAUGAAGCACCUAGGCUUGCCCACUGUCGGAUACGAGGAUGUUGCUAAUCUUACUGCGAGUGAUGUCAUGAACCGAGUAAAUCUAGGAUAUUUACAAGGGGCAAACACAGAUGAGAUGAACGACCACCAGAACACUCUGUCCUACGUUCUCAUCAACCCCCCUCCAGAUACCAUGCUGGAGCUCAAUGACAUUGUCUACAUCAUCCGGUCCGACCCGCUGGCGGGGCCCGACGUGCCCGAGGAUGCGGCUCAGGGGCAGAGCAGCAGCGGCGGCGGCCGGACGAGGCAGGACUUUGGCACAGAGACCAGGGAUGAGACCCACCUCUGAAAUCCCCUCGCCCCUCCUGGCACCCUCGCCUCACCCCCCCCCCCCCCGGACCUCUCGCCCCCUUGUCUCACCGCCUUUGCACGAUACAUUCUAUUUGUGCCAUACAAGGGGAAGAUCCCCACUGCCCUUGCCCACCCUUUCCUUCCAAUCCCCCUCCACCCUGUAUCAGACAUACAGAGAGACACGUGUCACUGAGCUGCUAUGGGAGGAUGCAUGAAGAGUGCCUCGUCAUUACCUAACCUAACCCCUUAGAGAGCAUCAGACACAAAGACUCAGACAUGACCUUCUUUGCAAAAGAUAAAACAUGAACAAUGCACCAGUCGAUGGAAACAUACUGGUAACCAACCAAAGGAGAGGAGAGACAGAUUAUGUCGGAGGUCAUGUGAUGCUCUGAAUAUUUAGAGGUUUGUUUGAUUUAGCUCGUCGGCAUACUAGGUGGGUGGAGCUUGCUUGCACUUUAGCACCAAUAGAAAGGUGUCAGAAGGGCAAACUCUGCCCAAAUGGCGCACCUGCGAGCUACACCAAGCACACUUGGCAUGUGUGUGUGUGUGUAGACUGUGUGAAUAUCAGUUGCAAAAUCAAGUCAUGUACAGAAAUUGUUAUUCCUUAACAAGAAUUCCUGGCAGUAUUCAUACACAUCAAUCAUGAAAGUACAUGAGAACUUAUUAUUUUCCCUAUGAGCACAACCCACUGGGCCCAGACGUCAAUUCAACAUCUAUCCCACGUUGGUUUAACGUAAUUUCACUGAAAUUAUGUGAAAACAGUGUGUGGGAAGACUUUUUUAUAAGCAAUUUUUUUAAACACUAUCUUUUACUGCUCAUUCUGUAUGACUUUUUUUUCUCGAAUAUCAUGCUAUUUGUUAUUAAAAAGUAUAGAAUACUUAAUGGAUUACGCCAUGCACCUACGUCAUUCUAUUUGUGCCAUAGAGGUUCUGGUUUUUCUUUAUGUAUCAGUCAAUGUUCUACGAAAGCCAAUGCUCAAUCAUUCCACAUUUCUGACAGGAUUUUAUUAAUUACAGUAGAACAAUCUGUCACAGCUGUUUACAGUGGCAACCCUAUGUUAUGAACACUUGUUAUGAGUACUUAUUUUGCACAAUAAGAGACAGGCAUAGUGAAAGUGAACAUUUUGUUAUGUUUUCAGAUAUCAAAAGUAAUCUGAUGUAAAGAUGAGUUGGAGUGAACAAUUACUUGAAGUCUGUUAAUAUGGCCAGUACCUGGGCUUGGAGUGCAGUGUUGCAAGCUGCCUUCCAAUAUGUAAUUUCACUUGUACGUGCAUCACUUGUACAGUAAAUGUAGUAUUGUGUGUGCUUCAUAUAUUUUAAUAAUUAUUCAUCUGUAUUUCUGAUACUGUUUGCUUGGACUAAUGUGUGGUUUUAUCAUUGUAAACCUUUUUUAUCCGCAUUGUUUGGUUCAAUGUUCUUUUGGUCAUUAUUAGUCAAAUGAAAACAAAUGGGACUUGAAAUAUUUUUGCACUAAGCUCUGUGGUCGUUAAUGGAGCGUUAUAGCAUGACCCUUUAACCCGAAACUUUAACUAUACAAUAAAACAGACUUUAGCAUUCGCACAGUAGGAAUCAGUCUCCAUACAGUCAGAAGUGUUUUAUAUAUAUAUAUAUAGUAUAUCAACUUUUAAAGGGCUGUAUUCAAUCCGAUCCGCUUUAGACGACAUCUGCACAGCGGUUGUUUUUCAGUGUCAGAAGUGGAACUGUGUGUUAAGGCUGUCAAAUCCACCAAGCAGCUCCUGGCAUUAUACCUAAAGAGGACAUUGCCAUUGGCUGUUCCCAAUUUAGCGGCGACGGCGUUCACGGUGAACACUGCAUAUGGCGGCUCAAUCGGAAAUUACCUUUACAUUUCUAUCGCAGAGUCUGUAACGCGUCAGCUGUAAAGAUUGAAUAGAGCCCUAGGCCUUUGUUCAGUACAUUUGCAAAGUUUUAAAUGAUCAUUGUCAUUGUAAACAGAAAUAUAUUUUGAUAUGUGCCAUUUUAGUAGUUCUGAACAUGCAUUGCCUGAUUGCAUGAAUGAGAUUAAGUUGAUGGAAAGGUUAGACAGGAAAAAAAGUGGGUAAAGUCAGGCUUUUAAAUUUUUUUGCAGUUUGAAGAUCUCUGGAGUAGCCCUUGAUGUGUUUUGGGAUGUAAUGUAAUGUGUCUCCAUUCCCAUUGAAGUACUGUAUGUAUGUGUAGAUAAAAUAUGUUCCAUACUAGCCAGGCCCCCAGAAGGGCAGUUUACAGAUCAUCACCUCGUGUCCUCCCACCUCAUCGUUGUAUGUGAACGGAACCCCAAGGAAAUUCUCUUAUUGGAGAAGUUGAAUAAAAAAUUAAUUUUGAAGUUCUUACUGUAAUAUAGAAAGGGGCAUGCAAACACAAAAAGCAUGUUUUGAGAGAAAGCUUGCCAAACCAGAUAUGUUUUCCUACAGUUAGGUGACCUGUGUGAAGUAUCACAACUAGAAAAUUAAUCAUAUAUCCCGCUUGUUAUUUGUCAGCAUGUCAUUUGAUAUCUUUAUAUGGGACCAUGCAUGUCCUCCAGACAAAAUCGUGUGUUUACCUUUAUCACAUUUUUAGUUAAUUGUCAAAAAAGGUUUGAUCCAUUUUGUACUUUUUCUUAUUCCGAAGUAGGUCUACUUCUCUACCGUGAUGUAAAAUAUGAACAAUAAAUGCUGCAUGCAGCCGGAAACAUUGAAA